This is a messenger RNA of Hypoxylon trugodes, 3344 nucleotides long. RefSeq lists its product as uncharacterized. The transcript is spliced from 2 exons. Gene Ontology annotation, molecular function: protein kinase activity; ATP binding. Gene Ontology annotation, cellular component: cytoplasm. Gene Ontology annotation, biological process: protein phosphorylation; signal transduction. NCBI's taxonomy places the organism in Eukaryota, Fungi, Ascomycota, Sordariomycetes, Xylariales, Hypoxylaceae. The record is from RefSeq and is a predicted model, not a curated record. Bases 203 to 3034 code for a protein of 943 amino acids.
GAUAAUUCGUGGCACAUUCUUGCUGUCCGGUCUGCCCCGCCAAUAUCAAACGCGGGACCCAUUGCAGCUCUUCGUCUCAUCCGAGGGCGGUCUCAUUUUCCCUCAUUUUUCCCUGAAUAUACCGAAGACCGUGCGGAAUAGAACCAGUUCCAUAUGAAGUUUGAACGAUAGUGCUCGCUUUCUUUGCUUAAAUCCCGCCGCCAUGGCAGCACCGGCAGAUGUGCCGUUGCGUGACCCCCCUCCGCCGCCGCCACCGGACCACAGUAGAAUAGCUGGGAUUUGGAAACGCUUUCUCGGUAAGGACAACAACCUAUCGUCCUCGAUACCACACAUCCAAGAACCUAGGACAUCUCUUGACUCUUCUUCGCCCGGCUCAGGCAUAAUCCGGAGGGUUUCCAGAAAAGUCGUUCCGGGGUUGCCCCGCGCCAAGACGUUCAAAAGGCAGCAGUCCGAAGUGAGAGAGAAGCUCGAGGCUGUAGAGCCGACGUCAGCAGAACGCAGGGCUGUCUCUGUCGACAGACGAGUGCGUACCCAACGCAGCACCUCCCGUGUGAGCCAACCUCUUCCGCGUGCGAGUGCGCCCGACUUCCUCGACGAUACGCAGCCUCCCCUAAGCCCCCCUGCCGUAGUCACUCAACAUGUGACAUCGGCCCCUCAAAGCCCGCUCGACGAGAAACAAUUCUUAAGCCUCGAAGAUGCCGAACCCACAGCCGCCAAUCCGGAUACCGAACAGCGUGCCUCACUCGAACCAGUGCCUAGCCAUACCGAAGCAUUGUCGCCCGUGUCACCUAUUGAUGUCCAAUCUACCACGACGUCACAGUAUGAUGCAAUGAUUAACGACGAGUUGGAAAGAAAAUGGAUCCUAAACUUAAGUAUGCAUUUCCGAGAUAAGUCCAAGAGGGAGAAGUUUUUCGUUACCUAUCGCGAGGAUGAAUAUGUAUGGAGACGGGUAACUAUCUCUCUGGAUUACCGAAAUGCCCCCGAUGACUCGCUAGAGAAGGAUCUCCUUGGGAUCAAAUUCCAAAGAGAAAAAAGUGCGAAGAUUUAUGAGGCUAUACGCGAAAGUCUUCAAGAUAUCCAGUUCUACUCCACUGUCACCAACCUCAAAUUGCAGACGACCGAUGGAAGACUGCACGUGCAUGUGGUGGAAGAUAUAAACGAGAUCAUAAACUAUCCUACCGUUCGUAUGAUUCAGCAUUUGAAAUGCCAUCGUAUCAAAGAGAGGGAUCUUGUAUUUGAUGCUCACAUGUCGGGCUUUGUUUACAAGGUCCGUGUUGGUAAUCAGACGCUUAUCAAAAAGGAAAUUCCAGGGCCUGACACAGUGGAUGAGUUCCUCUACGAAGUCAAUGCUCUUAACUCCCUACAGUUUUCCCGAAACGUCAUCGAGUUCUAUGGUGUGGUGGUCGAUGAGAAUGAUUCUGUAAAAGGACUGCUCAUCAACUACGCCGAGAAAGGCGCUCUAAUCGACGUGAUUUAUGAUACGCAAGAAGAGGGUCAUCCUUUGCCUUGGUCUAUUCGAGAGAAGUGGGCGAGGCAGAUUGUCCAAGGCCUGUCAGACGUUCAUGAAGCCGGGUUCGUACAGGGUGAUCUUACGCUAUCUAACAUUGUCAUCGAUUAUGAGGACAAUGCGAAAAUUAUAGACAUUAACAGACGAGGCUGCCCGGUGGGGUGGGAGCCUCCGGAGGCAACUCCACUUAUCGACAGUAACCAGCGGAUAUCGAUGUACAUCGGUGUAAAAUCCGAUCUCUACCAGCUUGGAAUGGUAUUGUGGGCGCUCGCGACGUUGGAGGACGAGCCAGAGGCUCACCGUCGUCCGCUACGUUUAGAGCCCGAGAUCGAAGUCCCAGGCUGGUAUCGCACGAUAGUGGAACACUGCUUGCACGAGGAUCCACGUGUCCGACUUCAGGCUACCGUACUACUUAGGUAUUUCCCCCAACCCGCGUACGACGACGACUAUGAUAGGCACGAUAUACCAUCGAUUUCCGUGGAAGACGAAUUCUCCCGACGGGAAUACAUGGUUGACAGCUGUCAACAAAACGGUUACCCGCAAGUCAAAACGGUUCAGCCCAGGAACGCUUGGCCAUAUGCUCCAUUCGACAACACGCAUAACGCGUCACCUGCCUUCUCCGACGAUCCGUACUACUACCCAUCGAGGGGACGGUCUCCGCCUAGAUCACUACCGAGCAAUCACGACAUGUAUGGCCCACCGUACAUGGGGCAGCACGAAAUGUGGCCCAAUGAUGUUGGGCCUCCGUACGUUGGUCCGGGCGAUGUGUGGUCCGAUGAUGUGGGACCUCCGUAUGUUGAAGGACUUGAAUUGCCACUUAACGAAGUUAUAGACUUGUCUGACGAUAUUGAUUUGGAGGAUGAGAAAGCUGAGACGCCUCGGAGGGCACAAGCAGCCGAAGAGAUAGUUGCGAAAGUACAGAAAGAGUUGGAUCAACUGGAGGCAAAAGAGGCUCCAACAACUGAUGGUGAAAAUCAGGCAGAAGGGGCCACGUCAGCACCCAGCGCUAGCGAUGCGUCUAGCAAGGCCGACGAUGAAUUUGAGAAGGGCUUGUCUUUACCCAAUGAUAUCACAGCAGUGGUUACACCUAUCAAAGGUCCCACUGCGACAUCCACGCUGGGUGAAGGGCAACCUCAAGGAAGUUUGCAACCGGAGUUUAGAAACAAAUUAUCAGAACUGGCCGAAGCGGCACAGCCAGGCGAGGCGGCAGACGUAGACACUGCCGUAGCUUCGGCACCCCUUCAAAAUGGAACCGUCAUUCAGCCAGUUGUCAAUGGAGAUGAAGGAGGAUUUGGAGAUGGAGGGAGCGAGCCAUUCAAUCAUUACACACACGACAGAAGAGAAGACAUACCAAUGCGAUCAACAGAAGCACCGUCGCCUGGGACAGCCGAGUCGCAACCCAACGACCUACCGGCUGAGCUCAAAGGCAUCGGAGAUGGAUAUGGGAAACAGGAACAUUAUCGAAUGUCCUUUACAGAUGAAGAUCUGGGACUUUCAACGCCAGCCAUGGCAACGAAUGUGACAUGAUAUCUUAAAGCCUGAGAAAGUUAUGGUUGGGAUGUGUACACACAUUCGCCAAGUGGCUGUUGAUGUACAUACACAUACACACACAGCAACGGCGCAUGGAGUUAAUAAUGCAUAUGCAAAAUUUUGGGUUAACGUUAUCUACCUUGGGGAAUUAUUCUGAUAUCAUGAUAUCUAUUAGGAGAAGGAGCAGGAAAUCUACCCUACCUACCUACGUUAUCUUUCUUCCAUCAAUCACUGACGGCGAAUUGGGCAAAAAUUGGUGUAUCAUAGAAGCAUCGUUACCAUUGUUUUUGUUUUGUUCAUUCAAAUA